AUGAUUCACCAAAAAGACGGCCUCUUGGUCUAUCAAUUUGAUGGAGAGCAAGUAUGGAUCCAGCCAUGGGGUUCUGAUGCCUUCCGAGUCCGAGCUACCAAAGCCCAUGUGAUGCCAACCAAGGCAUGGGCAUUGGAAGAAGAGCCCGAACAAGUCAGAACUGACAUCUCAUUCGCCGAAGACGGCUCAGCCACCAUACGCAACGGACAGGCCAAGGUAGUUGUAAGCAAGCGGGGAAAGAUUACCAUCUACAACGCCGACGGCAUCGUCGUCCUCGAAGAGUUUGCUCGGAACCGUCGCGACCUGCUUGAUGCGAAAUGUAGCGCCAUCGAGGUCGAAGCUCGCGAGUUCAAUCCCCUCCGAGGCGGCGACUAUCAUCUCACACUUCGCUUUGAGAGCCAGAGAUCCGAUGAAAAGAUCUUUGGAAUGGGCCAGUAUCAACAGCCCUUCCUGGACCUCAAGGGGCUCGAUCUCGAGCUAGCGCACCGCAACUCGCAGGCCAGUGUUCCUUUUGCGUUGUCUUCUCUAGGCUACGGAAUUCUUUGGAACAAUCCUUCGAUUGGCCGCGUCGUAUUUGGGAAAAAUACGACCUCCUUUGAGGCGUACUCUACCAAUAUCCUAGAUUACUGGGUUGUGGUCGGGGAAACGCCCGCCGACAUCGUGCAGCGUUACGCAAGUGUGACUGGCAAACCUCCUAUGAUGCCAGAGUAUGGGUUGGGCUUCUGGCAGUGCAAACUCCGUUACGAAACUCAGGAGGAGCUUCUAGAAGUCGCCCGAGAGUACCACCGCCGGGAGCUUCCUCUCGAUCUGAUCGUCAUCGACUUCUUCCACUGGCCAUUGCAAGGCGAGUGGAAAUUCGACCCUCAGUAUUGGCCCGAUCCAGAUGCCAUGAUUCAGCAGCUUCGUGAGUGGAAUAUCGAGCUCAUGGUCUCGAUCUGGCCGACAGUGGAUCAGAGAUCACCCAACUUCCAGGAGAUGCUCGAGCACGGCUUCCUAGUCCGCACCGAGAGGGGUGUUCGAACCAACUUCGAGUUCGAAGGUUCUACCGUAUACUACGAUCCCACUAACCCAGGUGCUCGGGAGUAUGUCUGGAACAAGGCCAAACAGAACUACUUCUCCAAGGGUAUAAAGACGUUUUGGCUCGACCAAGCCGAGCCGGAGUAUUCCGUCUACGACUUUGAAAACUACCGCUACUUCCUGGGCCCGAACCUAUCUGUUGGCAAUAUCUAUCCUAAAGAGUACGCCCGAACGUUUUUCGAAGGUCAGAAAGAGGCUGGCCAGAAGAACAUCGUCAACUUGCUCCGCUGCGCGUGGGCCGGCAGCCAAAAGUACGGCGCGCUUGUCUGGAGCGGCGACAUCGCUUCCUCGUGGGGCAGCUUCCGCAACCAGCUGGCAGCCGGAUUGAACAUGGGCAUCGCAGGACUGCCUUGGUGGACGACCGACAUUGGAGGUUUCCACGGCGGUAACCCUAAUGAUGAAGCCUUUCGUGAGCUCUUUGUGCGGUGGUUCCAAUGGGGCGCGUUCUGCCCCGUGAUGAGACUGCAUGGAGACCGAGAACCAAAGCCGGGGAAUCUGGCUUCGAGCAGCGGAGCGGCCAACGAGAUCUGGUCUUAUGGCCCUGAAGUGUAUGGCAUUUGCCGCAAGUAUCUCCUUAUCCGCGAGAAGUUGAGAGACUACACGCGGCGGCUGAUGGCUGAGGCCCAUAAGUGCGGGUCGCCUGUGAUCCGAUCGCUGUUUUACGAAUUUCCGGGGGAUGAGAGGUGCUGGCAGCUUGGGGCUGAGCAGUACAUGUAUGGCGAUGCCUAUCUCUGCUGCCCUGUUGUUAAUCCUGGCAUCACAAAGGCAAAAGUCUAUCUACCGAAACUGGUUGGUGAAGAGCGAUGGAGAACUCUUCCUCAUGAGGGCUCUGAGGAGCAACGCUUUGAGGGCGGGCAGGAGAUUGAGAUUGAGUGCCCUCUGGACUGGAUGCCAGUGUUUGUGAGAAAUUCAAAGGCAGAAGUGAUUCUGCUGAAGUCAGAAUAG
Messenger RNA from Colletotrichum godetiae, 2022 nucleotides. Its product is annotated as glycosyl hydrolases family 31-domain-containing protein. Gene Ontology annotation, molecular function: hydrolase activity, hydrolyzing O-glycosyl compounds; carbohydrate binding. Gene Ontology annotation, biological process: carbohydrate metabolic process. The record is from RefSeq and is a predicted model, not a curated record. The coding region runs from base 1 to 2022 and encodes 673 amino acids. The transcript is spliced from 2 exons. Lineage: Eukaryota; Fungi; Ascomycota; Sordariomycetes; Glomerellales; Glomerellaceae.